Mesitornis unicolor (brown roatelo) is the source of this 2298-nucleotide messenger RNA. Its product is annotated as mitogen-activated protein kinase kinase kinase kinase 4-like. The annotation marks the transcript as partial. NCBI's taxonomy places the organism in Eukaryota, Metazoa, Chordata, Aves, Mesitornithiformes, Mesitornithidae. The transcript is spliced from 17 exons. The record is from RefSeq and is a predicted model, not a curated record.
GCUGAGGACCAAAGGAAGAAAAGUGACAGCAUCCAGCCUUCCCUCCAGUGGCCGUCAGUGCUGGGGCACGAAGCCGCGCCGCACACCAGGAUGGGAUCUGGCAGCAGUUCCAGCCCGUGCACCCCCGCGCCACAGAGAGCCAUGUUAGUCCAGUGUGAAAAUUUCCGGGCCAGUAAGGAUGUGUACCACAGCAGUUCACUGUCAGAUAUGGUGACAACACCACUCAGACCUGUGCACGAUGACGUCUUCUGGAGCAUGAGUCAAAAUGAAGAACAACCCCCAAAGGUUCCAGAAAGGACAACGUCUAAAUUUUACAGCAGGGAUCAGCCUGGCCAUCAGAGAUGCCCUUCAAGUAACAGUCAUCAGUCGUCCCCUGGGGGACACGCACUGAAGCUGAGCAGCAGCAGCAGCACUCCUGGCAACAAGCAGUGGGAGAUGGGAUCUCAUCGGAGCAGUCAGGCAACUGCAGGGAAUCCAGGAUCAGCCAGGGAAGAGGACACUUCACCCCAGAACCACUUGCAGCUGCAUAAGAAGUCUGAAAAAGUUUCUCAUCCAGGCCGGGUUGCAAGUCCAGGCUACUUCACCAAGGGGAAGGACAGUGCCAACUCGUUGUUGAAAGCAGCAGACUAUUCCUCAUCAAGUGACGAAGCCUGCAGCAGUGAUGAAGAUGACAUGAACCACGCAAGGCAACUGCGAAGCAGCAGAGUGGCAGAUUUCUCAAGGACGAGAGUCCCAGAUGGAAUUGAACUGAAACCCCAGAGCGCUGUUGCGGAACAGAAGGAUCAGAUUUUAGGGAAGCCAAUCCCUAGCACUCAAGAAGGCCUCUGGAGCAUAAACAACCAGAACUAUCUUCUGCCAGAUCUCCUCCAGCAAAGCCAAAUUUCAGACUCCUCUGUGAACCCACCAAAAGUGCCCCUGACUGGCCAGGAACCUCAGAACAAGCUUCUGACUAAGACCCCGUGCCCCGAAGGCACCACUUCAAAGAGCAGCACAUCAUCUACAACAUCGUUUACUUCGUUCAUAGACCCUAGACUUCUGCCUAUCACCCCUCCCACCAGUCCAGUAGGACCCUCUUGUAGCUCUCCAUCUAGUGCAAAACCUGAGCCUGUCAGGAGAGAAAAUGCAAGGAAGGGCUCCGUUGUCAACGUCAACCCGACCAACAUCCGCCCGCAGAGUGACAGUCCAGAAAUUCGUAAAUACAAGAAGAAAUUCAACUCGGAGGUCCUUUGUGCUGCUCUGUGGGGAGUAAAUUUACUGGUGGGAACAGAGAAUGGAUUGUGGCUGCUGGACAGAAGUGGGCAAGGAAGAGUUUAUUCGCUGAUUACAAGGAGACGAUUCCAGCAAAUGGAUGUUCUGGAAGGACUCAAUGUGCUAAUUACUAUAUCAGGAAAGAAGAAUAAGUUGAGGGUAUAUUACUUAUCAUGGCUGCGGAACAAAAUUUUGCGCAAUGAUCCAGAGGUGGAGAAGCGGCAGGGCUGGGUGUCUGUGGGGGACCUGGAAGGCUGCGUACACUACAAAGUCGUAAAAUAUGAGAGAAUCAAAUUCCUUGUAAUUGCUUUGAAAAACUCAGUGGAGGUUUAUGCUUGGGCUCCAAAGCCUUAUCACAAAUUCAUGGCUUUCAAGUCCUUCACCUCACUUCAUCAAAAACCACUGUCAGUUGACUUGACCAUUGAAAAUGGACAAAGGUUAAAAGUUAUAUAUGGCUCAGUUGUAGGCUUUCAUGCUAUCGAUGUGGACUCUGGAUCUGUGUAUGACCUGUACCUUCCAACACACAUCCAGGGCACUAUUCGCCCACAUGCCAUCAUCAUCCUCCCGAACACCAGCGGAAUGGAGCUGUUACUCACCUAUGAAGACGAAGGCAUCUACAUUGAUAUAUACGGGCAUUUCACAAAGGAGACUGUUCUACAGUGGGGAGAAAUGCCAGCAUCUGUAGCUUACCUUCAAUCUAAUCAGGUCAUGGGCUGGGGAGAGAAGGCAAUUGAACUACGCUCCGUGGAAACAGGAAAUCUGGAAGGAGUAUUUAUGCACAAGAAAGCACAGAAGCUAAAAUUUCUAUGUGAAAGAAAUGACAAGGUGUUCUUUGCAUCUGUACAAUCAGGAGGCAGCAGUCAAAUAUACUUUAUGACUCUCGGUCAAAACGUGCUAUUCAACUGGUAACCCACAUCAAAAUGAAGGAUGCUUUGAAAUUCCCUGUAGGUAUACACAAAUUUGCACUUUUAACCUACGAAAAUGUUGUCAUCAUUAACCUAUCAAAAUUCCUAUUCUUUCAGUUAGGAAAGAAUUCCGUUUACCUGUCAA